AUGAGCUCAUGGGACGAGAACUAUGACCUUCAUGCUAAAAAGAGGAAAAACCAAGCCCUUCUUAAUGCCAAGAAAGAAGAACAGACUCUUGCAGAAGUUUAUGAAAUGAUAAGAGAUGCUUCAUCUAAAGAAACUGCGAGAGCCAUUUAAGAUAGUGAGAGUCCAACUGCUUUAGAUCAGAAGCGUAUCAUCAGAUUGCUAGUUAGAAAAGGGUGGAGCAAGAAUGAGAUUACCUAUGAAUGCCAACGUAUAUUUGGAAAUGAUGUACUUAUUAAGCCUGAAAAAUUGGAAGAUGAUAGAAUGCCGAUUUCUAAGUACAAGAGAUUUAUCAUGUUCUCUAUAUUUGGAGCUUACUACUUGCUGAGAAAAGCAAAGCAAGGUUAGAUGAAAACCGCCCUAAAGAAUGCCAAAGCAGUCAGCUAGAAUCUGAACUAGCAAGAUAAGCUUAAGACUACUGAACAUUAGAAGAUUGUAGAGGAAGCUGAAAGUUUAAAUCACUUGAAGGAGGAUGUUUUCAAGAAGCUCCAUAUGAAAUGA
Messenger RNA from Stylonychia lemnae, 537 nucleotides. NCBI's taxonomy places the organism in Eukaryota, Ciliophora, Spirotrichea, Sporadotrichida, Oxytrichidae. The record is from the annotation of a GenBank genome assembly.